CUCAUCCAUAUCUUUUUCGUUUGUUCUCUCUAGCAAUUAUAAGAAUGGAAAGUGAAAGAAUUGAUGAAUACAUAGGCAAGAAGCUAUGGAGCUUUGUGAGAAUAGCUUUCUUGAUGCUAAAGCGUGGAAAAUUGGCCAGCAAAUCCGUCAUAUCCAACUUCACCUCCGACCGCCAUCGCCACCGCCGCCGCUACGCCGCCCUCACCUGCCGUUCCAGUGACGUCCGCGACUCGUUCUUUUGCCCCGGGCAGCGCCACUACGAGUUCAGCUGCAGCAACACGCCUGCCCGCGGCCGGCCUUCCAAUCGCCGGCAAGAUCACGAUCUCGACAUUAUUGCACAGCGAGUGUUGGUGUGGGACGACGGCACCCCUCGAUCUCAAUCUCAUGACGACGGCGAGGAUGAAGAUAAGAAGUGGUGGCGCGUGCAGUACCAACACCAAGUGGACAGAGAUGCGGAGGAGUUCAUAAAGAGGUUUUACAGGGAUCUGAGGGACCAAAAGCGGGCAGCGGGAUCGCCGUCGCCGUAUCAUGCGUGGGGCAGAUGACCGAUCGAUCGAGAUGCAUGUAGCCGUGCAGACAGGGCUGGACCGGCCGGUCGAGGGUUUUUAAUUUGUAUGUGGUCCGAAACAUGAAAAUUACCGUUCAUGGGGAUGCCGGGCCGGCUGGCCGUCUAAACGGAACCGGCCAACCCAUGCACGUGACACCUGUGGGGGUUCCGUUUCUGUUUGCUAUAUAUAUAUAUAUUAUACAAUAUGUGUAUGUAUAGGUGAGUGGUAUAGUGCAGUAGUCUUUCAUCGGAAUAUAGCUUUACUUAUUACUCUCGGUCGAGCCGAGCCGAGCCCGAGCCGAGUUGAGUUUUUCUCUGUGUUGUUGGUUUUACUCAUUUGUUAAUAAUAAUAUUGA
Molecule: messenger RNA, 903 nt
Organism: Andrographis paniculata
Lineage: Eukaryota; Viridiplantae; Streptophyta; Magnoliopsida; Lamiales; Acanthaceae
Exons: 1
Coding region: 45-545 (166 amino acids)
Source: RefSeq, a predicted model, not a curated record